GCGCUAGUUUGUCCACAAAAGGACGUUCCGUGUUUGAUAUCAUCUGUAAACAAUGACGUUAUCUCGAAAACAUUGUCGCGUUAUCAUCGCGUAACGAUUUUCGACACACACAGCAGCCGAUAAGGCGAAAAAGUAAAUACAAACAAUUCGGUUUACUAAUCCGUCGCGCGUGAGUAUCAUGAAAAUUAAAUUACGCGAGCGUUCGAACUAAUUAAAAUAUGUACGUGUCGCCGUAAUAAAAAAGAAUAAUAUAUUAAAAGCGCACGCAUCUUCGACGCGGCUUAUCAGGAAAGGACGCGGACGCCUCUCUCAGGCACGGCGAGCGCCGACGGCGUCAGUAUCUGACGGUGCUAUGAAGUGAGUAUAACUAUCCCGUUCCGUUUUUGCGAUGACAUGUGGAGUACCAUCACCGACAGAAUCGCGAAUUUUCUACGUGGCAAGCGUCGACACCGAUCCUCACCAAGUAAACAAGAUGCUAAUUCAGUGCGAACAAAUACCGACAUGACAUCACAAAUUACAGCCGACCAAGUUUACGAGUUUCUCCACUCCCACCCCGACUACCUCGAACACUAUAUCAUGGACGAGGUCGAGCUGGAACAGCUCGAACGCUGGAUAAUACGCAAGUCGCAGCGCUUGAAAAAGAAGCACGAGCUGCCCGUCGCGAAGAACGGCCGCAAGACGAGCCUGUCGCGCUGGAAGUUUUGCGUGCACGCCGACAAGCGGCAGAUGCUGCAAGACCUCACGCAUAGUCUUCAGCUGAGGCCGACAAAAAAUCAGGUACUUUGGGAAUUAGCUAACUGCAUCUGUUCCGCCGUAAACGCCGACGGUUUUAGACUCUACCUCCCCGAUCCGGUCAACAGCGGCGCGUUGUUGCAAUAUCUCGGCGAGAAUUUGAUUGCAGGCAGGUUGCAGGAGGACGGGCCGAUUGACGUCUCGACGUACGUGGCGAAAACGCGCGAGGCGGUUAGGGUGUCGAAGGGCGACAAUGAUUCGCGGUUCAUCCCCGAUUUGUUCUACGAGGAUGAUGUGGGGCACAUUCUGUGUCAGGCUGUGACAUAUCCAGAUGGACAGUUGGCGGCGGUGCUGGAACUGUGGCGGCGAGAGUCAGAGGGUCCUUUUCACGAGGAGGACGAGGAGAUCGCGUGCAGCUACCUCGUCUGGGGCGGCAUCGCCCUCCAUUACGCACACUUAUACCUUAACAUGAACCAGCAGAGGAAGCUGAACGACUUUCUUCUCACCGUCGUCAAGUCGAUAUUUCAAGACAUGGUCAGCAUGGACGUUCUCGUGAUAAAAAUCAUGAACUUCGCGCAGAGACUGGUCGACGCCGACAGGGCGUCUCUGUUUCUUGUCGACGCCAAGAAUCAGGAGCUGUACGCGACGAUAUUCGACGUCGGCGUCGAGAAUACGGACGAGACGACGGUUUACGAGGGCGAGGAGUUCAAAAAGAUGCACACGUCUAAGGAGAUUCGCUUUCCCUUAGGAACGGGAAUCGCGGGCGAGGUGGCAAUGUCCGGGGAAAUUCUGAACAUAACCGACGCGUACGCCGACGCCCGCUUUAACAGGACCGUCGAUCAACUCACCGGAUACAGGACGAACACAAUACUCUGCAUGCCGAUAUUUAUUAGGGGCGCCGUGAUUGGGGUAGUGCAAAUGGUGAACAAGCACAGCGGGUACUUCACAAAGGAGGACGAGGAGGCGUUCGAAAUGUUCGCGGUCUACUGCGGUCUCGCCUUGCACCACGCCAAAUUGUACGACAAAAUUAGACGUUCCGAGCAAAAGCACAGGGUUGCCCUGGAGGUUUUGAGUUACCACAAUACCUGUACGGAGGAGGAGCUCGCCACAAUUACGGACGAACUGUCCACGAUUAACGCCAACGUCGAUGAUUUUUACUUCAACCCCUUCCAGUGGGAGGACUACCAGAAGGCCGGCUUCGUCAUUCGCAUGUUUACCGAUUUGUUUGGACUGACGAGAUUCGACGAGCAGAGUCUGCUUCGAUUCGUCCUGACCGUUAAGAAGAACUAUCGACGGGUCCCCUACCACAACUGGUCGCACGGAUUUUCGGUAGCGCACUGUAUGUACUGCAUUAUCAAGAAUUCGAGAGAUACUUUUCUACCUAAUGAGAGCUUGGCGCUGUUUAUCGCGGCGCUGUGUCACGAUCUGGACCAUAGGGGCAAGAAUAAUAAAUUUAUGUUGGACACCGAGGCCCCGCUGGCCGCCAUUUAUUCAACAUCAACAAUGGAACAUCACCACUUCAAUCAAACCGUCACCAUCCUCCAGCAGGAGGGGCACAACAUUUUCAGCAAGCUAUCCAGUGCUGAAUACAAGCAGGUGCUCAGUCUGAUCAAGCACUGCAUUCUCGCAACGGAUUUGGCGCUGUUCUUCCCCAACAGGACGAAGCUAGCCAAACUGGUCCACGAUGACGCGUUCUCCUGGAGCAACCACGAGCACCGGAUGAUGGUGCAGGCGCUUUCGAUGACCGCUAGCGACCUGUGCGCGAGCACGAAACCGUGGGACGUCCAGCUCAAAAUCGUCCACGUCAUCUUCGAGGAGUUCUACGAUCAGGGCGACGCCGAACGCGCCGCCGGCCGCAAGCCCAUACCGAUGAUGGACCGCUUCCAACCCGACUAUCAGCCCGCCUCCCAGGUCGGCUUCCUCAGCGGAAUCUGCGCGCCCUGCUACGCCCUGCUGAAGAACCUCAUUCCCGAUACCGAACCGCUCCUCGCCAUGGUCCACAAGAACCUGGACGAAUGGACGAGCAUCGACCAAGAGAUCCAGCAAAAGAAGAAAAACGAGGCUUAACUUUUUGUCGCUCUCUCGACAACGACCAAUUUUUACAAGUGACUUUAUCUCGAAGAUGCCUUCUUGUAGCAUUCAUAUCCCCUUUUUUUGAGCGGAAAGCACCAACUGAGAGCCCAAAUAGUUCUUUGUAUUGAGCAGUUUCUAGUCAAGUGGCUAUUCAGAUAGACUUAACCUUUCUAUUUUCAUACGUCUAGGUAGACUUAAGAUGAGCGGAAACAGACGAUGGUGUAUGAAAAUUUAUUAGAAAUAAAAGUUUCUGUUGCACGUU
This is a messenger RNA of Photinus pyralis (common eastern firefly), 3067 nucleotides long. Its product is annotated as probable 3',5'-cyclic phosphodiesterase pde-5. The coding region runs from base 394 to 2799 and encodes 801 amino acids. The transcript has 8 exons. Gene Ontology annotation, biological process: signal transduction; negative regulation of receptor guanylyl cyclase signaling pathway. Gene Ontology annotation, molecular function: 3',5'-cGMP-stimulated cyclic-nucleotide phosphodiesterase activity; protein binding. NCBI's taxonomy places the organism in Eukaryota, Metazoa, Arthropoda, Insecta, Coleoptera, Lampyridae. The record is from RefSeq and is a predicted model, not a curated record.